Molecule: messenger RNA, 6554 nt
Organism: Diabrotica virgifera virgifera (western corn rootworm)
Lineage: Eukaryota; Metazoa; Arthropoda; Insecta; Coleoptera; Chrysomelidae
Gene: Fbl6
Product: F-box/LRR-repeat protein 6
Exons: 11
Coding region: 270-2315 (681 amino acids)
Cellular component (GO): SCF ubiquitin ligase complex
Molecular function (GO): protein binding
Source: RefSeq, a predicted model, not a curated record
GACUUCAUUUCACAAAAAUAAAAAAUAUCAGCAUCUUGGGUAACAAGGUCAUCAACAUUAGGUUUGAUGAGAACGAAAAGUAUUAAACAACUAAAUAAUCAAGUUUAACUAAUAUGUAAUUUUAAGUGUGUUUUACAAUUCUGGAUUAAAACAACAGGGGGGAAUGACUACAACUCCAAAAAUGUUCCUGCCGACAUAACGCAUUCAGCAAUCGAGAACUUUGUGUAGUUUGUUUCUUUCCUUAUAAAAUGUAAAAUAACCAGUGUAGAAUGUCAAAUAUAAACUUACUCCAUGAACAACUGUCAACAGAAAGUUGUUCUACUUUGAUACCGAGUGAUGAUUUAAAAACUAACGGUGACAUGUGUAAUUUUUUACCAAAUAAUAAUAUUUGUGAGGACAUAGUGUCUUCAAAUAGUGCUAGAUUCGAUACAGACAUUGAUACAGAGUGUGAUACACCGCAAACCACGACUGAAUCGAGCGAAAAAAGCCCUGGAAUGGAAGGUGCAAAGGACGACACAGAAGAAGAUAGUCUUGAUGGCAAAUUGGACCAGGAAGCAGACUCUCAGGACGACUCUGAAGAUCCUUACAAUAUUAACAAUGACAAAUCAUUCGAUGAUGACGACGUCAGCUACGAGCCCACGGAGUACAGGAACGGUGUCAUUAAAAAGAGUAACAAGAAGAAGAAGCUUUCGAGUGGACCCGGAAGGGGACGGCCAAGAAAAGCAUUGGUGACCAUGUACCAGAGUCAGAUCAGUGGAGACAAGAAUGCCAUAAAAAUCAGAAUUAAAAAAAGCAAUUUUUGUACACAGAUGCCCCCGAGCAAAAAGAAAUCCGGUAGACGGAAAAAACACAAAGUUAACUCGGACACCGAUGUCUCGGAUUAUGAAAAGAGGCCAAAACGCUCCAAACCUUGGAGUACCGAAAAUGAUGUUUCUAGUACGCAGGAACAUGAACCGAUUGAACAAAGCGUGUGGGGAGACCCCGAAAAACUACCAACUGCUGUGCUUGAAAGGAUAUUUGACCAUGUUGUAAAUCAAGAAGGUUGUUUACCUUCGUUAGUGAAAUUUAGUAAAGUGUGCAAGCUGUGGAGAGAUGUUUCUGUUGAAUCAAAAUUAUGGCAUAAAGCUGACCUAAACUUUGUAAAGGAAAGAUUUAGGACUGACCUGCGAUUACAUUGGCUCAUAUUAAACAGGCUUAUGGAUUGUCAAGAUUUAAAUAUGGGUGAAUGGAAAAUCCGAGAUAUUCAGGCGUUCCUGGAAGCUCUCUGUGAGCACUGUAGUAAACUGAAAGGUUUAAAUUUAAGUGGAUGGAAGGGUAUUUCACCUGACCACUUGAAAUAUAUUUCCACGGAAUGUAAAAGUCUAGAGCGACUAGAUUUGUCUUCAAUUAAUUUUACUUCUCCCAUAAAUGCACAACCGUUAGUCAAUUUAAGUCAGAGUAUGGCAGGUCGGUUGACUCAUCUAGUUUUGGCUCACAAUAAAAUUGCCAAUUUCACACAAAUUAUGGCAGCCAUUGCGACAAAUUGUCCAAAUCUUCAUCUGCUAGAUAUAUCCAACAUCAGGACGUUUGCUCACAACAUGUCAUUAUUACAUAUUGAGAAACUACAAAUUGGAUGCCCAAACUUACGAGUUCUUCGGAUCACUAAUAGUCAGAUUUGGUUGGCAGCAGCUAGUUUAACUGAACAGGUUGCGUCUCCUGGAUUUCCUCGUUUGGAAGAACUUUCUCUUGCAGGACUGGAGGAAGAUCAGACGACUACUUCUAGAUCAGUGGACGACGAUUGCAUAGAACGUCUACUAAAGAAUAGCACCAAACUGAGACUAUUGGAUGUCAGGGGAUGCAGCAAGCUAACUGAUUCAGGAUUGGUUAGAGUACCGGCUUGGGAUCUUGAGCAUCUCUUUUUGAGUGCUUGUUAUAUAACCAGGCUGCAGAAUUCUGGUUUGGAAUUAAUUGUUCAAAAAUGGUCUCACAGUCUGGUUGAGGUUGAUUUAGCUUGGAGCACGGCCACAAAUCCUUUGGAUGCUGCUGUUUUAGCAUUAGCCGAAAAGGGAUCAGAGUCGAAAAUAAGAUUUUUGAAUCUUUGCGGCUCCUCCGUCAGCCUCGAACCAGUGAAAGCAGUAUUGGAAAAAUGCCCAAGAUUGUAUUCAAUAAACUUACAAUCGUGUCGAGCGCUACCUCGCGGGAUAAAACGUCUUUACACCGGAAGUCAAGUGGACGAACUACGCAAGAGUUUGCAGGACAAGCCAAAGACUGAAGCGAUCGAAUCGGAAACUGACCAGUCACCGGCGCAAACGACUGUUUCACCGAGAAAUGAAUAAGAACUUUGUUGAACGUGUUUAGAAUCUUUCUUUUUGGAUUGAUUUUUAUUGUCAAUUGCGUGAGUUGAGGAAAAGUGGGAAACUGAAUGUGUCUUUGUCAUUUUUACGAACAUGAUUCUUUAUUAUAUCCCAGUAUAUAUAACAAACAGUAAUGACACUCUGUGACCUUGAUGAAGUCACGCAUUUUUUCCGUGCAGAGUGAUUCUCACUGCGCUUCUGCAUACUUUCAAUCAUAAUAAGUAGUUUGGAGGUUAAACUAGCAACUCAGAUGCGUAGUAGCACAGUUGCUGCUGGUUUAACCUUGUACAUUCGUUUUAACAUGUUGCCUCUUGAAGCUGUUGGAACUAUUGAGAUCAUUCAAAGAUUUGAUAAUUUAUUUGACCUAUUUAAUUCGUCUAAUAUUUCUAACCCUAAGCCCUACAAUAGGGCUUUUAGUAAUUUUGAUUACCAGAAAAAAUUUUCAUUGAGCCAGUCCGGUCGUAACUUUUAGCCUCAGAUGAUAGAUAACAAGAUGGCUGCCUCUACAAAACGAGACUUCAAAAACUUAAAGGCGCCGACGAGAGUGUCACUACUGUUUGUUUUUAGUACUGUGAUUAUAUCUUCUUUUAAGUAACUGUUGAUUAUGUACAAGAUAACUGUUUUCAUUAACGAUAUUUUUAACUUGCUUUUUAUAGAUGGCUAGUUAACAUUUGAUGCUUGAAAUUUAAUAUUAGUACGUCAUGUUCGUGGCAUAGAAAAAAAAACGUGGAUACAGGAAAUCAUUAUUCGACUGUACUAUUAAAAUAACUCAGAAGUGCAGGAUAAUUCUUGUUUAAGUGCCGUAAAAAUUAUCUUUAUCUACUGCUGCUCGGAAAAGUUUCUUUGGAACUGCAUAAAUCAGUCUCUUAAAUUUUUCAAUCGUGACACUCUCCUUCUUCCUAUACUGCUCCCUCCUCUUAUCGUUCCCUGUAUUAUAAGUCUUAGCAUUUCAUACUGCUGCCCCCUCAUUAUGUGUUCCAAAUAUUGUAACUUUAUUAUUUUUAUUGUAUUUAUUAUUUCGUAUUCUUUGCCCAUUUCUCGCAAUACUCUUCUUCUUCUUCUUAAGGUGCCGAGACCGCUUGUCGAUCGUUGGCUCUCAUGUUGUGCAGCAUAUUAACAAUCAUUGUCUUAUUUACAGCCGCACGAAAUAGUUCAGUGCUAGUUUUCCCAAACCAUUGGCGUAGGUUUUUAAGCCAAGAAGUUGUACGGCGGCCCACACUUCUUUUUCCCAUUAUUUUACCUUGCAUGACAAGGUGAAGUAUGUCAUAUUUUUCUGGGUGACGCAUUAUAUGACCAAAGUAUUCCAAUUUGCGCCUUUUAACCGUGUUCACUACUUCGCAACUUUUAUUCAAACGUUGCAAAACCCUUUCGUUUGUGACUCUUUCUACCCAACUUAUCUUCAGAAUACGGCGGUAGACCCACAUUUCAAAUGCUUCUAGGUUUUUUAAAAGCGAUUCUGUCAGUGUCCAUGCUUCAACCCCGUAAAGUAGUACUGGGAAUAUAUAACAUCGGACCAUUCUUAUGCGAAGUUCCAAAUUUAGAUCAUGACUGCACAGGAUUUUCUUAAAUUUCAUAAAACUUGUUCUUGCUUUGGCAAUUCUACUUUUUAUUUCUGUACUAGGGUUCCAGCUUUCAUUAAUAUGAGUACCCAGAUAUACAAGAUUACUUACUCGUUCAAUUGAGUCAUUACCGAUUGUUACGUUAUAGUUAUUAUUAUUUACGGCUGCCUGUUUACUAAUAACCAUAAACUUUGUUUUUCUUGCGUUGAGUUUGAGUCCAUAUAUCGCGCAAAAUGCCACCAUUCGAUUCAAUAACGCUUGAAGAUGUUCAAUUGAUCCAGUCAGCAACAAGGUGUCAUCUGCGUAUCUGAUAUUGUUCAUAAGCAUACCAUUAAUGAGUAUUCCCUCUUUUGCGUUUUCCAAGACUUCAUUUAAGAUUGUUUCAGCGUAAAGAUUAAACAACAUUGGUGACAAUAUACAGCCUUGUCGAACUCCGCGCUUGAUUUUUACUUCUUCAGAGCACUGAUUCGCAACCCUAAUACAUGCAGCCUGGCCCCAAUACAAAUUUGCGAUUAUUCUAAUGUCCCUACCGUCCAGACCGGUAGUUUUGAGAAUAUGUAGCAUUUUUUCAUGGCGAACUUUAUCAAAGGCCUUUUCAAAAUCAAUCGCGCACAUGAAAACGUCAUGAUUUACAUCUCUGCAUCUCUGAAUUAAAACUUGGGUUGCGAAUAGUGCAUCACGCGUUCCAAGGCCACAGCGAAAACCGAAUUGAGUACUUGAGAUUCUUUCCUCAAUUUUUCUAUAUGUUCUUUGAUGAAUGAUUCUAAGAAACGUUUUCAAUACAUGACUCAUUAGGCUGAUGGUGCGAUAGUCGCUGCAUUUUGUGGCUCUGUGUUUUUUUGGUAGUACAACAAAUGAGGAUUUAAGCCAAUCUUUAGGAAUUUUUCCGCUUUCAUAGAUUAAGUUGAACAAUUUCGUAAGUAUCUUAAUGCCCUCGACACCUAAAAGCUUUAGUGUUUCUACGUAAAUCCCAUCUGGUCCGAUCGCCUUCCCGUUUUUUGCGUUCUUUAUAGCGUAUUGCACUUCUUCCUUAGAUAUUGGAGGACCGCUUAUGUCAUUUAGCGUUUCUAGUUCGCUUCUUUCAUCAUCGAAUAAUUCCUUUAUAUAUUCUGUCCAUCGUAUUAGUUGACCUUCGAUAUCGAUUAUAAUUUUUCCGUUUUUAUCUUCGAUUAGUGGAGGAUUACAUUUUUUAUUCAGUCCUGCAACUUCUUUCAGUUUUUUGUGCAUAUUGAAUGCGUCAUAGAUACGCUCGUAGUUCUCAAUUUCUUUACAUUGUUGUUUAUGCCACUCUGAUUUAGCUGAUCUUAUUUUUCUUCGAAUCAUACUGUUUAGCUUUUUGUAUUCUGUCAGAUUAGCAUUCUUAUAUUUUCUUCUUGCAUCCAUUAAAUUCAAUAUCUCUUCUGUCAUUCACUGUUGCUUAUUCCUACGCUGAUUUUCCAUUAGAUGGUCUUCUUGGACUUUUUCCAAUGUUUCUUUGCAUGACUCCCAUAAUUGUUCUUCUGAAUUUUUAUUUCCCAAUUUCUGAAACUGAUCUUCUAAUUUAUCGGUUACUAUUUCUUUCACUUCCGCAUUUGAAAGUUUAUCUUUGCUGAUCCUAGGAGAUAUUUUGGGUUUUUUAAUCUUUUUAAUCUAAUACGUCCGUAUGCUAUUCUAAGCAUCGGGCACGGCCCAAAAUAGCAACAACUCUACCUUAUUGGUAAUAGUCUACGAGAAGUCACGGUAAAUUGAAGGUGUACAAAAAUAUUAUCCAUAUUUUUUUUAUAUUUCUCGUAUCAAAGUUGCGCGUGAAGUUAGGCGUGUUGAGAUUUUGGGUUCGACCCCUAAGCAUCAUCCUGUAACACCACAUUUCAAAUAACUGUAACUUAUUUACGUGUUCAUGCUUCAGUGUCCAGUUUUCAAGUCCAUAUUGCAGUAUCGAAAACACAUAGCAUCUCAGAACUCUUACUCUCAGUUCUAAUGUAAGGUCUUUACAAUACAAACGCAUUUCCUGUUAUUUCUAUCCUUGCCCGUAUUUUCAUUGUUUGUUCAUUAUUUUCUGAAAUCCAGGUUCCCAAGUAUUUGUAUGUUUGGUUGUAUAUUUGUUUUCUAUAGGUUGCUAAAAUUAUUAGCUACGAUAUCAAAGGCUCACAUCACCAAUGUUCAUCAGGAGAAAUGCUUGUAGGAACUAUCACAAUACGUAUAUAUCCAGUAACAUAUACAUAUAAAUUAAUGCAUCGAUCAAAAUAAUGAUUUACUGUAUGUAUACCGUAGUAUCUAUUGUUUUCUUAAUAUUUCAAUUUACUUCUUUCACUCUAUGAAAAGUGUAACUUUUUGGCGUCGAAUCAUGUCAAAAUCGUUAUUCUUCGUAAUUUGAUCUGGAAUAAAAGUAAUGUGGUCGUAUACAGAAAACAGUUAGCAAAAAAGUCAGAUAUAUUAAUAAGUUUUAUGAAAUGACAAACUAUAUUAACAUGUUUAAUUUUUUAUUGAUUGAGACUUAUUGUUGACGUUAUUUUUUUUAUUUUUUAUACCAUAAUUUUUUGUAAAUAUUUUUGACAAGUCCAUUUGAAUAUAGUCCUCAUUUGCAAUUAUAACCUGUUAUUUGGAAAAACCAAUUUUUUAAGAAAUAGAAACUGUUCUUUGGGGUUUUUGUAACUUAUUUGUUGAAUUACACAAUAUUAUCUUA